AAGUUAUAUAAAAUUAAAAAUCAGGCUUUUGUAGAAAACUUGCGAACCAUUAAUGGCGACCCAAAAUCAAAGGUGGAUUGGAUGGCACUGAUCCAACAAUAAUUGGCUCCCUUUGUCUUCGUCUGACUGGCCGCUUAGAUCCUUCAUCAGCGUGACCCUACCAGAAACCCAGCUGUAACAGUAUCCACAUAUAUCUUCUUGGAUCUGCAGCCACCAUCAUCAGGCCGUCGUAAUAUACCACAAUUGGCUAUUUUACGACAAAGACCAAAAUGUCCCCCACUUCGAACAAUUCUUUCCGGCUCCUCCCUUUGGCCUAACCCAUUAUUGGUCGGUGACCCCAAAAUCAAAAUCCCAAACCGUCCACAUCGUUUCGUUUUCCAGCUCCAGAUUUUUUAUUUUUUUUAUUUUUUUUUCUCUCUUUUAUCCCAUAAACACAGGUGUGGAAAAAUUGUGAGAAUUGUUGCGUGCGUCCAUGAUAAUUAUCCAACAUCCAUCUGUAAAUGGAAAUUAUGUGGGGUUUUACUAAAUAUUAUGCCAACGAAAAUGGAAAUAAAUUAAUAAAUAAUCAUAAUAAUAAAAGAACCAAAAGGCGAAUUCGGAUUAAAGAGCUGUAUGAAGUAAGCAGAGAGCACAGAGGGCGAGGAGGCAUGGGCUUGGUGCAUAGAGGAUAACAAACAUUAUGGCGUCGAUGCUGACUCUAUUUUGAUUCAAACGAGAAAUAAGGAUCUUUCUUUUCUCUCUCACUGCUCAUAUAUGCCUAUAUAUACAACAAUUUAUUGUGCAUAUAUGGCACCAACUUCUCUGCUUCUCGCCCGCUAUGGUUACGCUCCGAUUUUUACCGCCAGGAGAAGAAAUGGUUCCAUAGGCUCGUCUUCGUAUUCUUCUUCCUCCACAACCUCCUCUUCUUCUUUUUCUUCUUCGUCUUGUUGUUCUUCGUCGUCUUUGGGCUUAACCUCUGGCACGAAUAAUAGUUGGAGAAAUCAAGGCCUUAGAGCACAAGCCAUGGGUACAACAACUCAAGGAAAAUUUGGAUCAUCCAAGGGUGUCGCAAACGCAGAAGAUGAGCCCGAUCAUCUUCUUGUCCUUGUUCAUGGAAUCUUGGCUAGCUUUCAAAUUCAUAUAAUCUUUACUGAUGUUAAGUAUUGCAGUCCAAGUGACUGGACAUAUGUAGAAGCAGAGUUAAAAAGGCGCCUUGGAAGAAACUUCUUAAUUUAUGCAAGUUCAUGUAACACAUACACUAAAACUUUUACUGGGAUUGAUGGAGCUGGAAAACGUUUAGCAGAUGAAGUCAAGCAAGUUGUGCAAAAGAAAGAAAGUCUCAAGAGGAUCUCGUUUUUAGCUCAUUCUCUUGGUGGCUUGUUUGCAAGAUAUGCAAUUGCUGUUCUUUACACUCCAAAUGCCUCGAGCAGUGGCAAACUCAGUGAUCUUGACAAUUGUACAACUUCAAGUUCAGAAACAUCAUACCCCUCAAAACGAGGUAUGAUUGCUGGGUUGGAGCCAAUCAACUUUAUUACCUUGGCAACUCCACAUCUCGGCGUGAGAGGGAAAAGGCAGCUUCCAUUUCUGCUGGGAGUUCCCCUCUUAGAAAAACUAGCAGCACCAAUUGCUCCUAUUUUUGUUGGUCGAACCGGUAGUCAGCUAUUUCUCACUGAUGGUAAACCGGAAAAGCCACCCCUUCUUUUGAGAAUGGCAUCUGAUUGUGAAGAUGGAAAGUUUAUAUCUGCAUUGGGUGCUUUUAGAUCUCGCAUUCUUUAUGCUAAUGUAUCUUAUGAUCAUAUGGUCGGUUGGCGGACAUCAUCAAUUAGGAGGGAAACAGAGCUUAUCAAUCCACCUCGCCGGUCUUUAGAUGGUUAUAAGCAUGUCGUAGAUGUAGAGUAUUGUCCCCCAGUCUCCUCUGAUGGCCCACAUUUUCCUCCAGAAGCAGCCAAAGCAAAGGAGGCAGCGCAAAAUAAACCUAACACACAAAGUACAAAGGAGUAUCUUGAAAUUAUGGAAGAGGAAAUGAUACAUGGCCUACAGCAGUUGGGCUGGAAAAAAGUGGAUGUCAGCUUUCAUUCUGCAUUUUGGCCGUUCUUUGCCCAUAACAACAUCCAUGUGAAAAAUGAAUGGCUUCACAAUGCUGGUGUUGGAGUGAUUGCUCAUGUUGCAGACAGCCUAAAGCAGCAAGAAUCCUCCUCAUAUAUCGCCGCCAGCUUGUAGCUAUACAAUGCCUACACAACACAAGUCCAAAAUAGAUGAAUCAUUAAUGAGGAUGUAAUGUGAGGUAAAUUCAUAGCGGAUUCUUUGGUCAGUGAUUUAAACCCGUCUCAUGUUUCCUAAUGUAAGCUUACAUGUAGGGUCUGAUAAUUAAUAGCUCACUAGGUUAUAUUAAUUAUAGAAUCAUAGAUUAGUAGUUCUAUUGGCACUGAACAAUGGAACUAUGUUUGUAUCCUUACAAUCUAAAAAGUUCAAAUUCUUUUUAGAUUAUUAGUUUGUCUUACGAACAAAAAUCUCAAGCUCUAAAAUGUUUUAAAGAUUUUCAUGACAGUUUGGUUUCAGAAGUUCCAAGCUGUAGGCCAGUUGAUAUGCACAUUCUCGUUUUUUUUUGGGGGGAAAGAGAAGUUAUAGGAGCUUUGUAAUUUACGGGUCCUUUGGGGGACAAUAAUGUAAUUUGAAUCCUGUUGAUGGAAUAAGAAACCGAAGUUUUAUGAGAA
This is a messenger RNA of Ziziphus jujuba (common jujube), 2693 nucleotides long. Its product is annotated as putative lipase YDR444W. NCBI's taxonomy places the organism in Eukaryota, Viridiplantae, Streptophyta, Magnoliopsida, Rosales, Rhamnaceae. The coding region runs from base 754 to 2199 and encodes 481 amino acids. The transcript has 11 exons. The record is from RefSeq and is a predicted model, not a curated record.